Molecule: messenger RNA, 1767 nt
Organism: Hemicordylus capensis (graceful crag lizard)
Lineage: Eukaryota; Metazoa; Chordata; Lepidosauria; Squamata; Cordylidae
Gene: UBE2Q1
Product: ubiquitin conjugating enzyme E2 Q1
Exons: 13
Coding region: 78-1280 (400 amino acids)
Source: RefSeq, a predicted model, not a curated record
CUUCCCGGCCGCCAUCUUGGUGCGGUGUGGGGGGACACGGGGGGCCCGGGGGCCGCGGCGGGCCGCUCGAUGGGAAGAUGCAGCGCGCGGGGCCGGGCGGGGCGGGGCCUGGCGCCGUGCUGGGGGCGGGGCCGGGGCGCGCGCUGCUGAGGCGGGAGCUACGGCUCCUCGAGUCCAUCUUCCACCGCGGCCACGAGCGCUUCCGCAUCGCCCGCGCCUGCCCGGACGAGCUGGGCUGCGAGUUCCUGCCCGGCCCGGGCGGAGGCGGCGGCAGCGGCGGAGGGGGGCCCGUCCGUAUCCAUGGCAACAUCACGGAGUCCUAUCCAGCCGUUCCCCCUAUCUGGUCCGUGGAAUCGGACGAUCCCAACCUGGCGGCGAUCCUGGAGCGGCUCGCGGAUGUGAAGAAAGGCAACACACUGCUUUUGCAGCACCUGAAGCGGAUCAUUUCAGACCUCUGCAAACUCUACAACCUUCCGCAGCACCCGGACGUGGAGAUGCUGGACCAGCCCCUGCCCGCCGAGCAGAGCACACAGGAAGAAGUGUCUUCUGAGGAAGAAGAUGAGGAGAUGCCAGAGGACACCGAGGACCUCGAUCACUACGAGAUGAAGGAGGAAGAGCCGGUGGAAGGCAAGAGGGCCGAGGACGACGGCAUCGGCAAAGAGAACUUGGCUAUCCUUGAGAAAAUCAAAAAGAACCAGAGGCGGGAUGUAACCACGAGAUUCCUCCUCAAUCCCUCCCAGGGGGCAGUGUCUGGGUCCGUGCAGGCCACCGACCGGCUAAUGAAGGAGCUCAGGGAUAUUUACCGAUCAGCAAGUUUCAAGGGUGGAAACUAUGCAGUUGAACUAGUGAAUGAUAGCCUGUACGACUGGAGUGUCAAACUCCUGAAGGUGGACGAGGACAGCGCCUUGCAUAGUGACCUGCAGAUCCUCAAGGAGAAGGAGGGGACCGAUUUCAUCCUCCUCAAUUUCACCUUUAAGGAUAACUUCCCCUUUGACCCGCCCUUCGUAAGGGUCGUGUCGCCCGUGCUCUCGGGAGGGUAUGUCCUGGGUGGAGGAGCCAUCUGCAUGGAGCUUCUAACAAAGCAGGGCUGGAGCAGUGCCUACUCGGUGGAGUCCGUGAUCAUGCAGAUCAGCGCCACGCUGGUGAAAGGCAAAGCCCGGGUGCAGUUUGGCGCCAACAAAAACCAGUACAGCCUGGUGAGAGCGCAGCAGUCGUACCAAUCCCUGGUCCAGAUCCACGAGAAGAAUGGUUGGUACACGCCCCCGAAAGAAGACGGCUAGCGCGGGGACGAGGCCCAGGCAGCCACGGACCAAUCGGACUUCUCUGCCAAACCGCUGCACUCCGGAUCGUAAGACGCCUCCUCCCAGGAGCGGACGGCCCUGCCUGCUUUGCAAGACCAUCCUGAGCGGCUCUUACAAACUUUUACAGAAUAAAAAAACAAGCAAACUGUCGCAGCCCAGGACUCGCUAGCCGGCAACUGGUGGUCACUCUUAUUAUACAACAAAAAAAAAACCCCACACACACACUCACACUCAAAACCAAACCAACCUGAAAUGACAAACUCGAUUCUCUCGUAUCGCUGGAAGUUUCGGGCUCGGCUGCAGCUUGGAGCACGGGCACCUCUCCUUCUGCUACGGAUUUAAUUUAUUUUCUUAUUUUCAUGUACACUGCUUCUUCUUUUCCCCCUUCUCCCUUGGUUACAGUGUAUGAUGGAUGUGUAGGGGGGGAAAUGUAUCUUUGGAGAACAAUUACAUUUGUUAAUUUGAA